AUGUCAAUACAUGAUCAAUAUCAGCUUGAUUCUUAUGACAAUGAUAUUAUAGCUUUGUCAAAUGAAUCAAAUGUGUCAGAUAUAUCAGAAAAUCCAAAUGACUCAGACAUUGAAUCAAACUCAAGCUCACCUGAACAAUUCACAUUACAAAAUAAUGGCAUUACUGUUAUUACUAAUAGUCUGAGUAAAAGAAUUCAAAAAAAAAAACUUUUACGCAUAACAAAAAAUCGAGACCUAGUAAAAGUUGAUAACAAAGAUACCUGUGAUCAAGAAUAUAAGUUAUUAACUGGAACAGGAAACUUAAAAUCUCAUUUAUGCCAAGUUUAUAGAAUUUUGCCUUUUGAACCAAAUAAUAAAAAUAACCAAUUGGUUAAUAUAGCUUCAAAUCAAUCAUCAUUGCAUGACUUUUUAAAUAAAAAAACACUCUUACUAUCUUCAAAACUAACUAUUCAUUGGAUCAGUCCUGAAUUUACUUUAUACCAAGCUUUUCUUACAAUCCAAAAGUUCGAUUACCCUCAUAUAGCUUCAACAGAUAAUGCAUUUUCGAUGACUAAAGCAAUGAAGCAGCUCGAUAUCAAGCAUAUAGGAGAUGGAUUUAAUAUUAAAGAAGUUGAUGAUUUAAUUAAUAAAGCAAAAUUAUUAAAUAAUUUUGUAAAUCAAGAUAAAUAUUAUAAAAAACUUUGCAGACUACAAGCCGAAUUAAAUCCACAGCAUCCAAUUAACUCCCUUUCAAGUGAUACUAGAACUUAUUGGAGUUCAAUUUACAAUCUUUUAAAAAACCUUCUUCUUUUUCGUAAUGCUAUUAUACAGUUAGCUGAUGAUUUAAGGCAAAACGAAUUAGCAAAACUUUUAUAUCCUUUUGCACAAGCAACAAAAUAUAUCAGAGGAAAUCAAUAUCCUACUUUAGGAAUGAUAAUACCUAUUCUUAUUAAGCUUUUAUGCCAUUUACGAGAUUUUUAUCCAACAAUAAUAUUGAUAACAGUAAAAGCUUGUUGCCGUAAAAUUAAUGAAUCAAUGCUAUCAAGAUGGUUUGAACUAUCACUUAAUAUUGAAAAUGAAGUGGCUUUUUAUGAUAAUCUAUCUCAAAUUCCUAAAUAUCAUAUUAAAGAUGAAGAAUAUAGUAAG
Cetraspora pellucida is the source of this 1125-nucleotide messenger RNA. The record is from the annotation of a GenBank genome assembly. Lineage: Eukaryota; Fungi; Glomeromycota; Glomeromycetes; Diversisporales; Gigasporaceae.